AUGCUUCAAUACGACAAGAUUCUGAAACUCGCCCUGGUGCCGUCAAUUGCCUUCCUCCUCAUAUCCGUCGUCUCGGUGGCAUUGACGACGCAUUACUGGAUCCUUACAGAUUGGGUCAUACCACGCGGUCUCAAAGUAGUAACAAGCAAUUUCAACGACCGACUGCAACAGUACGAGACAGACGACACAAUCGUUUACUUCAAGGAGGCCUCGACAGAUGCGACUAUCGUUUCUGGAUGUCUGAACUUGACGGCGGCUGUUGUGGCUCUUAUUGCCUGGAGUACGUUGCGCAAACCAGAUAUGGACUCGCAGUACAACAUUAGCACACGUCGCUUUUGGAUGCUUAGUAUUGUUGUUACCACUCUUGCUGGAUCUGCAACUGCUCUUUCCGCCGUCGUGCUUCACUAUACCGAACGAGGCGACGACCAGUGGGGCUGCAGUUCCGAGAGGUUGAUGAUGAGUGGCAAACUGAACACGAAUCAGUACUGCACACGCGAGAUGGCAGCUUGCAACUAUCAACCAGGCUUCGUGCCAAGGGGAGAUCGCGAGAAUACCAGCAUAGCUUGCACCGAAGCGGUAACUGUGAAAUGGUUACAGAUCGUCAUGAUCGUGAAUGCUCUAAUAAUACUGGUGAUGUUCUCCUUCCAAGCACGCCUCCGAAGGAAGUCACGGGAAGCACGAUUGAACGAACCGGUAUCGGAGGAAAAGACGGCACCAUGA
Alternaria arborescens is the source of this 720-nucleotide messenger RNA. RefSeq lists its product as hypothetical. The record is from RefSeq and is a predicted model, not a curated record. The transcript is spliced from 3 exons. NCBI's taxonomy places the organism in Eukaryota, Fungi, Ascomycota, Dothideomycetes, Pleosporales, Pleosporaceae. Bases 1 to 720 code for a protein of 239 amino acids.